UCAAGAGCAAACAAAUGUGCUAAAUAUCAAGCGACUAUAUAUUUUUUGAAGAAUUAAUUCAGUGGGUGUGGCUUGAUCAGGUGGUUUUCGAAUGUAAUCCUAUGAAAACGAAAGUAGGCUACUUUGAGGAAAUAGACUUACAACGACGGGCCUUUUACUUGAUAGAAUUUUCACUAAACCGUUUGCUCAAAAUGUCGAGAUCAUCUGUACUGAAAAUAAAAAGUGUAAACGCAGUGAAGGUGGAGAACUUCCGCCAGUCUCUGUAUAAACAGGCAGAGGAUCUGUUUUCAAACUACAUCCCAUUGAAGAUCACCCAACUGGACAACCUGCUGAAGGAGGAGGAUCUCAGCAUCACAGACCUGUCCACUCUCCAUGCUCCUCUAGACAUCCCUAUACCAGACCCUCCUACUCCAGAGGAUGAGGAAAUGGAGACUGACAAGAAUGAUGAUGAUGAGAAGAAGAAGAAAGCUCCAAAAUGUGGCUUCAUCAAAGGGAAUGAGAAGAUUGUGAAGCUGCUUGACCGAGUCAAACCAGAGAUCCUAGCACUGAGGGAGACAAUCAUUACAGUGUCCUGCUGGAUUCAGCAUCUCAUUCCCAAAAUAGAGGAUGGGAAUGACUUUGGCGUUGCAAUCCAGGAGAAAAUCUUGGAAAGAAUAACUGCAGUGAAGACCAAAGUGGACGGCUUCCACACCAACAUUAACAAGUACUUUUCAGAGAGGGGUGAUGCAGUAGCUAAAGCCUCCAAGUUAACUCAUGUGAUGGACUACCGCUCUCUGGUCCAUGAGAAGGAUGAGGCUGUUUACUCUGACAUCAGAGUCAUCCUUCUGGACAUCCGUGGCUUCUAUGCGGAACUGUAUGACAUCAUCAGCAAGAACCUGGAAAAAGUCACUAAUCCUAAAGGAGAAGAAAAGCCCUCAAUGUACUGAGAUACACAUGAAGGGGGAGGAAUGAAAGAAUAGUCAGGCUCAACGAUGUGACAUUUUUCCAAGCUUAGACCACAGUUUGUAAUAACCCGGGUGACAUUGUAUUAUGCCAUGCGAUAUUUGAAAUGAGAGAAUUUAGCUAGCGGGCUAGUUUGGCACAUUUUCUACUAGCCUCAGUCUAGCAUACUUGUUUAAUUUCCAUCCUUGGGUAUCCUACUAUACCAAUCAGUCCUGUUUGUACAUCUGCAACAAAGCUGCUUGGCUUUGUCCAGAUUUUUCAUUUUUUUUUUCAUGCUAAUAAACGCAUCUUUAAUGUUUAA
This is a messenger RNA of Salvelinus fontinalis (brook trout), 1243 nucleotides long. RefSeq names its product proteasome activator complex subunit 2-like. Lineage: Eukaryota; Metazoa; Chordata; Actinopteri; Salmoniformes; Salmonidae. Gene Ontology annotation, molecular function: endopeptidase activator activity. The record is from RefSeq and is a predicted model, not a curated record. Gene Ontology annotation, biological process: regulation of proteasomal protein catabolic process; positive regulation of endopeptidase activity; regulation of G1/S transition of mitotic cell cycle. The transcript has 11 exons. Bases 102 to 926 code for a protein of 274 amino acids. Gene Ontology annotation, cellular component: proteasome activator complex; cytoplasm; nucleoplasm.